UUUUAAAUUAUUUAUUGAGGCAAAUUGAAAUUUGAGGCUAUGAAUUUUGAAUAUGUUUUCAGGUUGCAUAGAUCUUUUGAUUGAUUUUGUUGAUCUCGCAUCGCAUGGAUAGAUUCUUGUUAACUGACAGACCCAGAUUGGGAUUUUGCUCCAGAGCCAAAAAUGAGAAGAUUUUGCAGGUUGUGAGAAGAGAUGGGAAAGCUUUAGAGUUCAACAGGCCAGUUCUGGUUAAGGAAAUCCUGGUGAACUUUCCUGGGGCAGGGAUAGGUUUAUCAGAGGAGGCUAAAGAGCAACUCCCACCAGAUUAUGAGCUUAAGGUAGGCGAUGUCUACCAUGUUAUUCCUUGUUCAUCAGCUUCUGCAAGUGCUGUGAAGAGGAUUAAAAUGGUCAUAACAAAGCAGCAGCUACAGCUGUUGUUGACAAAACAAGUUUCAUUGGAGCAAGUACUCGACAAGGGAAAUUUCGAUUAUGCAACAAGUUGGAAGCCCAAGCUUGAAUCCAUCCCUGAGGGAUGUGUCUGGUCCUAGACUCCUAGUGUUGGAAUUCCCGACUUAAGUUUGCUCUUUUGCCUGGCUGACAACGUUCAUUACAGAGAGGACAAAGAAAGACUUGUAAAUUCUAUAAUCUACUACUUUAGAUUCAUCUUCUUUGCACAUCCUGUUUUCUUUCUGCCGUUUUUAGGCUCUAGUUUUAUUUUUGCUCAAGAAAAAACAUAACAAAUAGUAUUUUCAUGCAAUUUUCAGUUAAUUAUUGCAAGUCAUGAUGUUAUUAGUUUCUCUCUAAAUUACAUUUCACCAACACCACAUAGUAAAUGGAUUUAUGGGGACAAAAGAAUAUUCAGGAGCCAAUAUAUGAAGAUGCUUAAUAGAUGGGGUAGGUGGCAGCAUUCUGGAUUAGGUGCAAAUGCUUAUAUAUACAACCAUUGUAAAGACUGACAACCCAGUUGAUGAACCUCAUACCAGAAUCUGACAGAUGUUAUAUAUUUGGUGGAGAUAAAUCUUCUUUGAUGAAAGAGAAGUCAACGACUUAGAAUCCGUCUUGUGUUUUUAUGUUUUAUGUUUGUUUGUUUAGUCUAUUUGGGUUCAUCUCAGGACAAAGUUAAUCAAUCUCAAUAUUUAUUUAUUUUUUUUUAUUGUUCUUGAGUCCAAGUGCUUACUUUUUUUUUUGGCUUCGAUUUAUAAU
Tripterygium wilfordii is the source of this 1182-nucleotide messenger RNA. RefSeq lists its product as uncharacterized. The coding region runs from base 105 to 527 and encodes 140 amino acids. The record is from RefSeq and is a predicted model, not a curated record. The transcript has 2 exons. NCBI's taxonomy places the organism in Eukaryota, Viridiplantae, Streptophyta, Magnoliopsida, Celastrales, Celastraceae.